AAAAUAAUUAGAUCUUUUAUUUUCAGGUGAUUUUCCGGUCAUACAGAGGACAUAGGCUAACCAGCCUGUACAGUAGUAGUGUACAGUGGAGGUACCAGGUUAAGUCCAGGGACCAUGGUGGACGAGGAGAGUAUGUCUGGACUACAGCUGGCCCUGGAGGAUGGACCUCAAGACUCUCCGGUCCAUCUAGUUCCAAACCAUCAGGUUAACAAGAGGACGCUAAUAGUCCGGACUGGUUCUCGGAAACGCGGAAAAUUUUUAGAUUAUUUCCUCAAGAGCUCUGAGAGCCCCCCAACAUAUGCAGAAGCAGUGCCGGGAGCUGAUCCAGAGGAAUGGAACCAUCUUCAACCCAACCCAGCUCCAGGAGAUAUUAGAACUACAGAUGAUCCUGAGCGUGAAACUUGGGGAAGUAAUCUGGAUUUUCUUCUCUCAAUUAUUGGAUUUGCUGUAGAUCUAGCAAAUGUUUGGAGGUUUCCGUACCUUUGCUAUAAAAAUGGUGGCGGUGCUUUCCUCAUCCCAUACUUGCUCAUGCUAACGCUGGGCGCACUGCCGCUGUUUUAUAUGGAACUAGUUUUGGGACAAUUUCACAGACAAGGUCCUAUUUCAGUUUGGAGAAUUUGCCCCAUUUUUAAAGGAUUAGGCUACUGUGCAGUUCUUGUUUCCUUUUUUGUUUCCUUCUAUUAUAAUGUUAUCAUUGGCUGGGCUUUCCACUUUCUCAUUUCUUCAUUUAACUAUAAACUACCAUGGAAGGAUUGUUUGAACUCCUGGAAUGACGAUGAAUGCGCAAUAAAAUGUGAAACAAUUCUAGAUCCUGAAACUAAUCAAACAUACAGCCAGCUUUUUAAGAGUGAUUCGAACCUGACAUCAAUAUUUGGGAAUAUCACCUGCAAUCAAACCAGAUCUCCAGCCAAAGAAUAUUUCAAUAAAGCUGUUCUAAGAGUCCAUGAGAGUGAGGGUAUCUAUGAUCUAGGAGUACCACAAUGGCAGCUUAUUCUUUGUAUAGGAGCUGUUUACUGUCUACUCUAUUUAUCUCUUUUUAAGGGAGUAAAAUCCUCUGGUAAGGUAGUAUGGCUGACUGCUACUAUGCCCUAUGUUGUUCUAUCAAUCCUGCUAGUUCGAGGACUUAUGCUUGAUGGAGCUAUGGAUGGGAUUUCCUUCUAUCUCAGUGUUGACUGGAAGAAGCUGCGCGAGCCCCAAGUGUGGAUUGAUGCCGCGGUACAGAUUUUCUACAGCGUGGGAGCAGGUUUUGGUGUCCAUCUUGCUUACGCCAGCUAUAACAAGUUCCAUAACAACUGCUAUAGGGAUUGCUUGGUAACCUCUGCGGUGAACUCAUUCACGAGCUUCUUCUCUGGGUUCGUUAUCUUCACCUACCUGGGCUACAUGGCUAAAUCACAGGGGAAAGAUAUUGAGAACGUAGCAGACCAAGGCCCUGGGCUUGUAUUUGAGGUUUACCCUCAAGCAGUUGCUACACUUCCGGGCAGUCAGUUCUGGGCUGUUCUCUUCUUUUUCAUGCUUAUCAUGCUUGGCAUGGAUAGCGCGAUGGGAGGCCUUGAGUGUGUAAUAACAGGAGUUAUGGAUGAAUUCAAAGAAUUCUUUCAUAAGCAUAAAAUCUCGCGGGAAAUAUUCACGGGAUUUGUCGUCUUCUUUUCCUUCCUAGUGGCAAUUGUGUGUGUCACACCGGGUGGAUAUUAUGUGUUUAAUCUACUGGAGGUGUAUGCUGCAGGAUUAUCUUUACUAACAACCGUAUUUUUUGAAGCUGUAGCAGUAUCUUGGGUUUACGGUCUACGGUACUUUGGAAACGAUAUCUACGCCAUGUUGGGUCAUAGACCUGGAAUAUAUUGGAGAAUAUGCUGGAAAUUCAUCAGUCCUUGUGUUCUAGCAGGUAUAAUAGCUAUACACAUGGUUGACUAUGGACCUUUCGAGAUGGAGAUGUACGACGGUACAGUGUACAAAUAUCCUGCAGGAGCACAGUGGGCGGGCAGAAUUCUCGCGAGUACCACUAUGGCCUGUAUUCCCUUAACAGCUAUAUAUGUUGUGAUACAAGCAAAGAGGAACGGUCCUGCCAGUAAGAAAAGAACAUGGAUUCAGAGUUUUGGAAUUGCUAUCACUCCUUGUUAUGAAACCAUUCAAGAUGAUCAAAAUACGAGGUUUACGAUGGCUCACUGGAAGCAACUUUAGACUGCUGAUUAUAUAAUUCUGUUUUGAAGGAAUGUUGUUCUAGUUUUUAGUGAACUUCCAGUUAAAGAGGGGAGUGAUUGAUUAACAAUAGUACCCUUUUAAACCUUAAACUGAUCAAUAAUGUGGAAGAUAUUGUCGCUUUUCUAGGUAGCUAAGAGUUUAUUAAUCUAUUGUUUUUUAAGCAGAAAUGCCCAAACCACAAUUGAAAAUAAUCAAUUUUCAGAGAAAAGAUGAUUGAUAUCCUAGCUUAUGUUAAGGGUUAAAGGAUACCGUUGUGAAUCGUACAUACCCUUCUAUUAAUGGAGAUUCACUUGAAAUUACGUCUACAGUCCCUUAAAUUAUAUUUUUUGACAAAAUCUGAAAGACUAAGCCUAACAAUGCAUUUUAUUUUUACGUUUCCCUAAAAUUUUCAUCUUUCUUUAAAGAACUUUGACGCACAAUAAUACGAAGAACUGAUGUAGUACAAUACAAAAGUUAGAAUACAAAGUUAAUAAUAUGUGAUACCUAUACAAUGCUCUAGAAAUAAGGAUUUAUUGUUAUAUUUGUGAAAAUUAAGAAUUUAUGAUGAAAAGUUUAUAUUUAAGAUGUUACCUAUACAAUGCUCGAGAAAUAUAUUAUGAACAUGAA
Molecule: messenger RNA, 2805 nt
Organism: Eurytemora carolleeae
Lineage: Eukaryota; Metazoa; Arthropoda; Copepoda; Calanoida; Temoridae
Product: sodium-dependent dopamine transporter
Exons: 22
Coding region: 115-2178 (687 amino acids)
Biological process (GO): sodium ion transmembrane transport; dopamine uptake involved in synaptic transmission
Cellular component (GO): presynaptic membrane; neuron projection; neuronal cell body membrane
Molecular function (GO): dopamine:sodium symporter activity
Source: RefSeq, a predicted model, not a curated record